UCUAAGUUUCAAUUAGCUUUCUUUUCGAACGAAGGGAUUAAUUUUGCCAACAUGCAGUGUCAAGUGGUGUUGAUUCUAUCUCUGCUGGUACUUGGUGCCAUGGGAUCGUCAUACCACCCUUACCAUCCCUACUAUCAUCUUGAUCACCAUCACCACCAUCAUCCUCACCACAAGCACCACCACCACUACGUGGAUCACCCAUUUUAUCAUUAUCUGAAGCAUCACCAUCACCACCACCACAAAGGAUAUCCCUACUACUAUGACUACUACCACCACAAGCACCACCACGAUCUCCAUUACCAUCCUUAUGGUAAAUACUACCAUUAUCACCACCACCAUUAAAACUGGCAAAAUGAAAAUAAAUUUGGAUUAUUUGGGUGUAAGAUAAAUUUGGUGGAAUAUUUUUACCUUGUAUGACGUAGUUUGCCGA
Argiope bruennichi is the source of this 430-nucleotide messenger RNA. RefSeq lists its product as uncharacterized. NCBI's taxonomy places the organism in Eukaryota, Metazoa, Arthropoda, Arachnida, Araneae, Araneidae. The coding region runs from base 52 to 342 and encodes 96 amino acids. The record is from RefSeq and is a predicted model, not a curated record. The transcript has 2 exons.